AUGAGUUUAAAAUUGUACUACGAUUUUAUGUCACCACCCUGUAGGGUUUUGUAUGUUUUGUUAAAAACAUCAAAGUGUAAUUUUGAACCGAAGUUGUUAGACAUGGGAAAAGGACAUCAAUUGAAGCCUGAGUAUGAAGCGAUAAACCGGUUCAAAAAGAUUCCUGCUAUUGAUCACAAUGGCUUUAUUUUAAUGGAAAGUGUUGCCAUAACAAAAUAUCUUGCUAGAGAGAACAUGAUAUCCAAAACUUUAUAUCCAGAAGACAGCAAAGGACAAGCAAGAGUGGAUGAAUAUUUAGAAUGGCAACAUGUUGGUUUAAAAUUACCUGGUAACCUGUUCUUUAGGACUGCGUUUAUAAACCCACUUUUGACCGGGAAAAGUCCAGACCCCAAGCAAGUAGACAGCUAUAAACAGAAAAUGAUAAAUGCACUAGAAGAGUUUGAUACACUAUGGCUUGGAUGCAAUAAGUUUGUGACUGGUGACACUAUUAAUGUGGCUGACCUCUUUGCUGCAGUGGACCUAGAGCAACUAAAACUACCUAAUUUUGAUCCGACGGCGGACUUUCCGAACAUUGCAAAAUGGUGGCCUAAAGUUCGGGAGCAUUUUAAUCCGUGUUAUGACGAAGCACAUGUUAUUUUAAAUAAAGUAAUUAAGUUAAAUGCUUCUAAGUUGAAUAAAAAUAUAAAAUGA
Pieris macdunnoughi is the source of this 690-nucleotide messenger RNA. NCBI's taxonomy places the organism in Eukaryota, Metazoa, Arthropoda, Insecta, Lepidoptera, Pieridae. The record is from the annotation of a GenBank genome assembly.